Aspergillus brunneoviolaceus CBS 621.78 is the source of this 735-nucleotide messenger RNA. Its product is annotated as 2EXR domain-containing protein. The record is from RefSeq and is a predicted model, not a curated record. The coding region runs from base 1 to 735 and encodes 244 amino acids. Lineage: Eukaryota; Fungi; Ascomycota; Eurotiomycetes; Eurotiales; Aspergillaceae. The transcript is spliced from 3 exons.
AUGGCAACAUCCGAAUUCCCAACUUUCCCGCGUCUUCCCGCCGAGAUUCGUCUCAUGAUCUGGGAGGCCGCGCUACCCGACCCAAUCGGUAAACCACUGUUCUUCUGGAGGCGGACUACGUGGCGGCGGGAAUCUGACCCGGAAUGUCUGAUCGAUGCGGAUGAUGAUCUGAUGCACCCGGACGAUAUGGGCCAUUUCCGCAUCGCAAUCCCGCUUCUCCAGGUGAACCAGGAGGCAAAAAGGGUGGCCGAAGACUGGAUUCGUGACGACACCGUCUUCUGUUUCGAUGACCAAUUCACGGAUUUCAUGGAGGAGGUCGAUGCGCUAUACUAUGUGAUGCUUCCCCAGCAGAUGCUCGAGAACCACCUAGACUGGGUUCAGCAAAUAUUUCUCCGCGGCCUCCAGGCGUGGUGCUGGGACUUUUUCAUUGUCGUCGGCGCGCCCGCAGAGCUCCAGCAGAUGGUCCCGGGCCCACCGGACCAAGUGGAUUGGCAGGUGGAGCAGAAGUGGGAGCUGCAGGUUUUGGAAGAUCUGCCUUGGGCUUUCUGGAUUGAUGGCGGCGGGUGGAGGGUUGGCGAGGGUUCGUCGCGCGGGGAAACGGCCUACGAGCGCGCAAAGGAACUGCUCGUAGAGAUUACAAAGAACCCUUUUCCGCUGAGUGACCUGGAGGCAUGGAUCACCUGGGGCCUCAUGAAAGAUUUCCAUAUUCGCUUUGUCAGUGCGGUGAGGAAGUGA